AGAAUGCCCAUUAGCAGUAUCGCGUGCAAUAAUAGUCAAACAAGAUCCUUCGGUGGCGUUCUAGGACACUAGACUUGGUCUCUAAACAUUCGACACCUUCACCACAUCACUAGCACAGAUCUGGCAUGAGACGAAAUCAACUUUGAUCAAUUCGCACCGUUCAGCCUGGUCGAGUGUCAAGUCGAUUUCUGGACGCAGAUCAUGGACGAGGACGGUCUACGCGAUAUUCUUCCCAGUUCCUUCGGAGGCGGAGCGGGAGGCUUCGAUGCUCAGGCUCAGUUGGAACAAGCUCGACGUAAAGUGCCAGAGGCACAAGAAGCCAAAGCCCGCUCAAAAGCAGGGAGUGAUUCGGAUUCAGACGACUCCGACGACUCUGACGACGACGAAGAUGAAUAUCCCAUCUCUCAUGAAAUUGUCUUCAAAACGCACGACCGUCCAGUCACUACCAUCACGGUAGACCCUUCUGGGUCCCGCAUGAUCACAGGUUCUACGGAUUGCACGAUCAAACUGCACGAUUUCGCCUCCAUGACUCCAAACACACUACGGGCGUUCAAGUCCGUCGAUCCUACCGCCACGAAGACGUCAGCCAAUUCAGAGACGCACCCGGUCCACACCGCGAAAUUCAACCCAAACUCGCCCGGUCAGGUCCUCAUCGUUUCGGCGACGACACAGGCCAAGAUCCUGUCGAGAGACGGCGAAACAAUCACAGAGUUUGUCAAAGGCGACAUGUACCUGCGCGACAUGAACAUGACCAGGGGCCACGUCAGCGAGAUCACCAGCGGCACUUGGCACCCUUUUCUGCCCGACCUCUUCGUCACCGCCGGCACCGACAGCACCAUCCGGAUCUGGGACGUCAACGUGCGCAACAAGCAGAGGGACGUGAUUGUGCACAAGUCGAAGCUGGCGGGAGCGGCGGGCCGAAGUCGAAUGACGGCCGUGGCCUGGGGCAGUCAGGUCGAGGGUAAAAACAGCCUCCUCGUCGCCGCGGCCCUGGACGGCUCGCUGUCGAUGUGGGGGGGCGAAGGCCCCUACCACAGACCGAGCGCUGAGAUCGGCCAGGCUCACACGAGCAACACCUGGACGAGCGGCAUCGACAUCAGCGCCGACGGGAGACUCGUCGUGACCCGGGGCGGCGACGAGACCGUCAAACUGUGGGACACGAGGAAAUUCAAGCAACCCGUCAAUACCGCGACUCACACAUCCACGUCCAGCCAAUACCCGACCUCCAACAUCAUGUUCGCACCCAAUUCCUCGUCGAUCGUCACCGGUUCCGAGACUGGAGAUCUCUACAUCUUGAACCCCGCCACGCUCAAACCCGAACUCGUCACGGCCGUCACGCCGGGUUCGCCGUUGAUCAGUGUCUUGUGGCACGACAAGCUCAACCAGAUCGUCACGGGAAGCGCCAACGCCGAGACGCACGUCCUCUUCAACCCCAAGAUCUCCAACAAGGGAGCCGUCAUGGUCAUGUCCAAGCCGCCCAAACGUCGCCACGUCGACGACGACCCCAGCCUCACCACCGACAUGUCGCAGGGCAUCUCCGGCGACGCCAUCGUCAACCCGGGCACGAGCGGUGAAGCCAUCCAGGGCAGCACGUUCUCGUCGCGGCACCCCACCAUCGGCCUCACGGCGUCCGGCAAGUCCAGGGACCCCCGGAGGCCCCACGUGCCGGCGUCGACCCCCUUCUCGCGGGGCCAGCCGGACGAGAAGCACAUCAAGGAGAGGAUCCCCCUGAGCUCCAUGAGGGAGGAGGACCCCCGGGAGGCCCUGCUCAAGUACGCCGACAAGGCCCAGAACGACCCGAUGUUCACCAAAGCCUGGGGCAAGACGCAGCCAAAGACCAUCUACGCCGAUCUCAGUGAUGAUGACGACGAGGAUGAAGAUGAAAGGAAAAAGAAGAAACAAAAGACAUGAUAUUUAAUGUGACUACUCUAGGUAAGAUAUCUAUUAUCGCCGGUCCUGUCACCCUAGCUCGGCUCCGAUAUGCCGGCUCUCGCCACAACAAGAUUGACACUCGUCUGUACGUCCGAUACAAUUCUAAAUGGCCCAACAAUUGCAACGACAGUAUAUGGAUACAGAUACGAUGUACAAGACACCAACAGCAAUCGCUUGCCAAAUAAACACGAAGCUUCUUUUCUUGUUUCAAAAUACAACAAAGCCUGGACCGAUUUCAGGGCUGUGACACGUUUCGUAUUCGUACAAGAAACAUCACAAAAUGUUCCAACGCCGCCAAAGGAAAAAAAACCCAUCUGUGUCAAGAAUUGGCAACGCAAGAAGAAAUACCUCAAACUUCCUUCUCAGGACGACCGUAAAAGGCUUCCUUGAUUCCCUUUUUGGAUGGGUGGACAAGUCUUUUCAGUCCCAUCCACGGGGUGUUGAUUGGUGAUUCACCCGUGUAAAUGAAGGCGUCGUAUAGGAACCCACCAAAAGUGCAACCUAUGAAUGGAGCGAUCAUUGGAAUCUUUGCAUCUCGGUUAGCUGAGAAAAGUAGGGGUUAUCGUAGGGAUGAGAAAAAUCAAUGGCACAGCGAGAGAGAGGGAGAGGGAGAAGGAACGAAAGAAAGCA
Molecule: messenger RNA, 2562 nt
Organism: Exophiala oligosperma
Lineage: Eukaryota; Fungi; Ascomycota; Eurotiomycetes; Chaetothyriales; Herpotrichiellaceae
Exons: 1
Coding region: 202-1911 (569 amino acids)
Biological process (GO): regulation of DNA double-strand break processing
Cellular component (GO): nucleus; site of double-strand break
Molecular function (GO): protein binding
Source: RefSeq, a predicted model, not a curated record